ACAGUCGCCCACCUAGCGUCGUAAAUCACCAAGUACAGCAAUGAUUUCCAAAUUCAUACUUCUCGCCGCAGUCGUCGCUGUGGCUCGAGCGGCGUUCAUCUACACACCAUCGGGCAUCAUCCCCCUCGCACACCCAUCGCAAGCUAUCAUCGGAAACGAACCCCUCGAUUCGCAACCUAACUACAGCUUCAACUACCACGUUGAUGAUGGUUUGACCGGAGACAACAAAGCCCACAAGGAGACUCGCUACGGCGAUGUCGUGCAGGGCAGCUACAGUCUUAUCGAGCCGGACGGUACGAGGCGCACCGUGGCCUACACGGCUGAUCCGAUCAACGGUUUCAACGCCGUUCAGCACAAGGACCCAAGCGUCAGCGUCAAAACUGCCAUCGCGGCCGCGCCAGCUCUCGCUAGUACCAUCCAUCAGGGACAGGCUCAGGCUUAGGCUCAGGUCUCACAGGUCUGCCUUGUCAAACUGAAAAGUUUAAUUGAUUGUAGCGAAGCACAUGUUUAAAUUUAUAAACAGGUUAUCAUUUGUAUGUCACAAUUUUUUUUAAAUAAUAAAACGCAACUGAUGUAUAA
Molecule: messenger RNA, 579 nt
Organism: Nasonia vitripennis (jewel wasp)
Lineage: Eukaryota; Metazoa; Arthropoda; Insecta; Hymenoptera; Pteromalidae
Gene: CPR48
Product: cuticular protein RR-2 family member 48
Exons: 3
Coding region: 41-442 (133 amino acids)
Cellular component (GO): extracellular matrix
Source: RefSeq, marked validated